This is a messenger RNA of Aegilops tauschii subsp. strangulata, 1795 nucleotides long. RefSeq lists its product as uncharacterized. Lineage: Eukaryota; Viridiplantae; Streptophyta; Magnoliopsida; Poales; Poaceae. The record is from RefSeq and is a predicted model, not a curated record. Gene Ontology annotation, molecular function: GTPase activity; GTP binding.
UCCGUCCCGAAAUUCAUGUCGCGGCGGCAUUUUUGCAAUUUAGCCCUUGUGGUUUUCCCGACCAAACCCGCGGUCCUCUGUCUCCUUCCUCACUCUUCUCCGACGCCGGCCGAUUUGGUCGCGCCUCCCUUGCCCUCGCCCCCGCGGCCUUGCUCCCCCUCCCGCUGCCGCACGCCCCCCCCGCCAUCGCCCCACGCGGUGGUCUCCGUCCUCUCCGCCCCCGCCGCCUCGUUCCUCUCUCUGCUCGCCGGCCGUGAAGGUUCGAUUUUUUGGAGACCACUGUCCGGAGUCCUCGCUCUCCUUCCGCCUCUGUCCAUCGUCAACCACCUCCUCACCUUCGACCACGAAGCUCGCCCCCUCCAUGACGCCGUCGACCAAGGUGGAGGAGCUCAGGUGCCCCUUUUCCGCUCCUCGGACGGCUACGCGCUCAAGGUGGAGGAGCUCACCGUCGAGCUCGCCGGUGUGGUGCUGACUGGCGACUCUGUGGUGGGCAAGUCCAAUCUCCUCUCCCGCUUCACCAGCAAGGAGUUCUGCCUCGACUCCAAGUCCACCAUCGGCGUCAAGUUCGCCGCCCGCACGCUCCACAUCCAAAUUAUUGCUGCCAAACAUGACGAGCUAGCUAGUAAAUCGAUUGCUAACAAGUCAACUCUGAGUGAAAAGGAACAUGAGCUCUGGCGGCAACACAAAGAAUUCAGUUAAUACUAUUUUUGCAGAAUUGUUGUUGUCAGUUAACUGAAACUACAGCACAUUCCAAUCAAUUGGCUGAAGUAAAGAACUGAAGAGAUGUUAGUUUUUUUCCCACAUUUUGGAAAGAACCAUGCACAAAGGAAACAAACACUUCAUCUGAUGGAGUACCUUCUUCAGCUAGCAGUCCAAGAUCAGCUAGCAGUACUCUGAUGGAGUACCUUCUUCAGAGGGCAAAUAGCACCAGCAGCAGCAGUCACGGCGGCAGUCAACAGCAACAACAGAGGAGCAGUAGCAUCAACACGGGGAGAGCAGCAGCAGCAGCACGGGCUAGCUCCACCGGCGGCAGGGGAGAAACAGAGGAGAAACAAGAUGCAGCAGCACGGGCUAGCACCAUCGGCGGGCACGCAGGCAGAGAAGGAGCACCACGGCGGCGCGUGGGAGCUCGACGAGGAAUCGCGGGAGACCACGGAGGACGCGCGCGAGCUGCUGUCCACCGGAUCGUGGAGGCCGGCUCCGGCGAUGCCCGUAGUUGGAUCGCGGUGGCGCACGGGAGGCAGCUCAAGGUGGACUCGCGGGAGCACGAGGAGGACUCGCAGGAGCUCGAGGACGAUGAGAGGGAGCUCCUGCUCCACCGGAUCGUGGUGGCAAAUUCCGGCGACGCCCGCAGGUAAUCGCCGCGGGAGGGGAUCGCAGCGGCGCAGCCGUGCAGGUCUGGGCGGCGGUGGCGGAGCAGUACUUGGCGACGGCGGCCGCGUUGAAGGUACGUGGCGACGGAGGCGGAACACUUCCUGGUGGGCGGCAAUCGCGCAGCUUGGCGGCGCCGGCCCCUGGAGACGCACGGGCGACAGCGGAGGAAGAAGACGAGGUGGAGGGACUUGUUUGUGAUUAUUUUGAAACUACGAGGGCUUUUUUAUAAAAUUGGCAAUGAACUACGCCUGCAACAUGAAUUUCGGGACGGAGGGAGUAUAAAAGUGUAUAAAUAAGCCCAUUAAACAUCCAAAACAGAAUAUAUAAUAGCAUGGAACAAUAAAAAAUUAUAGAUAUGUUGGAGACGUAUCAUCCACUAUGGUGUCUACAAUGUCAAUGAUAAAAACGGAAUUUUUCAUGU